Messenger RNA from Saimiri boliviensis boliviensis (Bolivian squirrel monkey), 4283 nucleotides. It is a transcript of the gene RPS6KA5, whose product is annotated as ribosomal protein S6 kinase A5. Gene Ontology annotation, molecular function: protein serine/threonine kinase activity; ATP binding; magnesium ion binding. Lineage: Eukaryota; Metazoa; Chordata; Mammalia; Primates; Cebidae. The record is from RefSeq and is a predicted model, not a curated record. Gene Ontology annotation, biological process: protein phosphorylation; intracellular signal transduction.
UGGCUGUGGGCGGAGCGGCCUGAGGAGGCGGCGGUGGAGCAGGGGGCGGUUUGGUUGCGCGGUACUAGCGGUGCCCGCCGAAGGGGGAGGAGGCGAGGAGCAAGCCGUGCGGCCAGAGCGGGAAAGAGACUCGUCCUUGCGUCCGAGUUCUGGAGCUGCUGCACCCCGGCUCCUGGGGCUGCGGCAGCGGCUGCGAGGGGACGGGCGUCCGCUGUCUCCCGAGUUCCCCUAGUAGCGACCCGCGGGAUCAGAAAAGGAGAAGAUGGAGGAGGAGGGCGGCAGUGGCGGCGGCAGCGCCGCGGGGACCAGCGCGGAUAGCGGCGACGGGGGAGAGCAGCUCCUCACUGUCAAGCACGAGCUGCGGACGGCUAAUUUGACAGGACAUGCAGAGAAGGUGGGGAUAGAAAAUUUUGAACUUCUGAAGGUCCUAGGAACUGGAGCUUAUGGAAAAGUAUUUCUAGUUCGUAAAAUAAGUGGACAUGAUACUGGAAAGCUAUAUGCCAUGAAAGUUUUGAAAAAGGCAACAAUAGUUCAAAAGGCCAAAACCACAGAGCAUACAAGGACAGAACGGCAAGUCCUGGAGCACAUUAGGCAGUCGCCGUUUUUGGUGACAUUACAUUACGCUUUCCAGACAGAAACCAAACUUCAUCUCAUUUUAGAUUAUAUAAAUGGUGGAGAACUUUUUACUCAUCUUUCUCAAAGAGAACGUUUCACAGAGCAUGAGGUGCAGAUUUAUGUUGGAGAGAUUGUGCUUGCCCUCGAACAUCUCCACAAGUUGGGGAUUAUAUAUCGUGACAUUAAGCUUGAGAAUAUUCUACUUGAUUCUAAUGGCCAUGUGGUGCUGACAGAUUUUGGUCUGAGUAAGGAGUUUGUGGCUGAUGAAACUGAAAGAGCAUAUUCCUUUUGUGGAACUAUUGAAUACAUGGCACCAGAUAUUGUCCGAGGGGGAGAUUCAGGACAUGACAAGGCAGUUGACUGGUGGAGUUUAGGUGUUCUGAUGUAUGAAUUACUGACUGGAGCAUCUCCUUUCACUGUUGAUGGAGAAAAAAAUUCCCAAGCUGAGAUAUCUAGGAGAAUAUUAAAAAGUGAGCCUCCAUAUCCCCAAGAAAUGAGUGCUUUAGCUAAAGACCUAAUUCAGCGUCUUUUGAUGAAAGAUCCCAAGAAGAGACUGGGAUGUGGUCCACGUGAUGCAGAUGAAAUCAAAGAACAUCUCUUCUUUCAGAAAAUAAAUUGGGAUGAUUUAGCUGCCAAAAAAGUGCCUGCACCAUUUAAGCCAGUCAUUCGAGAUGAAUUAGAUGUGAGUAACUUUGCAGAAGAGUUCACAGAAAUGGAUCCCACUUAUUCUCCUGCAGCCCUGCCCCAGAGCUCUGAGAAGCUGUUUCAGGGCUAUUCCUUCGUUGCUCCUUCCAUCCUGUUCAAGCGUAAUGCAGCUGUCGUAGACCCUCUUCAGUUUCAUAUGGGAGUCGAACGUCCUGGAGUGACAAAUGUCGCCAGGAGUGCAAUGAUGAAGGACUCUCCAUUCUAUCAACACUAUGACCUAGAUUUGAAGGACAAACCAUUAGGAGAAGGUAGUUUUUCGAUUUGUCGAAAGUGUGUGCAUAAAAAAAGUAACCAAGCUUUUGCAGUCAAAAUAAUCAGCAAAAGGAUGGAAGCCAAUACUCAGAAAGAAAUAACAGCUCUGAAACUCUGUGAAGGACACCCCAAUAUUGUGAAGUUGCAUGAAGUUUUUCAUGAUCAGCUUCACACAUUUCUAGUGAUGGAACUUCUGAAUGGGGGAGAAUUGUUUGAACGCAUUAAGAAAAAGAAGCACUUCAGUGAGACGGAAGCUAGCUACAUCAUGAGGAAGCUUGUUUCUGCUGUAAGCCACAUGCAUGAUGUUGGAGUGGUGCACAGAGAUUUGAAACCUGAGAAUUUAUUGUUCACUGAUGAAAAUGACAAUUUGGAAAUUAAGAUAAUUGACUUUGGGUUUGCACGGCUAAAGCCGCCAGAUAAUCAGCCCCUGAAAACUCCAUGCUUCACCCUUCAUUAUGCGGCCCCAGAGCUCUUGAAUCAGAACGGCUACGAUGAGUCCUGUGACCUGUGGAGCUUGGGCGUCAUUUUGUACACAAUGUUGUCAGGACAGGUUCCCUUCCAAUCUCAUGACCGAAGUUUGACAUGUACCAGCGCAGUGGAAAUCAUGAAGAAAAUUAAAAAGGGAGACUUCUCCUUUGAAGGAGAAGCCUGGAAGAAUGUAUCCCAAGAGGCUAAAGAUUUGAUCCAAGGACUUCUUACAGUUGAUCCAAACAAAAGGCUUAAAAUGUCUGGCUUGAGGUACAAUGAAUGGCUUCAAGAUGGCAGCCAGCUGUCCUCAAAUCCUCUGAUGACUCCGGAUAUUCUGGGAUCUUCAGGAGCUGCCGUGCAUACCUGCGUGAAAGCAACCUUCCACGCCUUUAACAAAUACAAAAGAGAGGGAUUUUGCCUUCAGAAUGUCGAUAAGGCCCCUUUGGCUAAGAGAAGAAAAAUGAAAAAGACUAGCACCAGUACGGAGACGCGCAGCAGUUCCAGUGAGAGUUCCCAUUCUUCUUCCUCUCAUUCUCAUGGUAAAACUACACCCACCAAGACUCUGCAGCCCAGCAAUCCUGCCGACAGCAAUAACCCAGAGACCCUCUUCCAGUUCUCGGACUGAGUAGCUUAGGCAUGGUAGGAGUGUGACAGUGAUCCAUUGCACCUUGUUUCCCUCAGCAUAUGCCUGAGGCCAUGUUUUAUGCUUUUAAAAAUGUUUCCCGUUGGUCUCAUUGGAAUCUGCCUCCUAAUGGUUUUUUUCAGAAAAACCUGUUUGGUUAUCCUCAUCCAAAAGCACUGGACAGAGAAUGUUACUGUGAAUAGAGCACAUGUUACUCUUUUUAGCAACCUAGCAUGAUGCCAACAAGACUAUUCAUGAAAGAGCAAAGGUUCCUGUAAAUUUAAUUAGGGUUAGAUUUGAGCUGCUUGCAGAACAAGUCACAGGUUUUCCGGGUGUCUGCCAACAAGAAAUGACUCAUACUGUGAUGAUGCCUUUUGCUUUGCCUUGUGGACAAUGUGGGUUUUUGAAAUUUGCACCCUUCAAAUGGUGAUUUAUCAGAGAAAGGGGUCUGUUUUCAAAAAAAGAUUCUGUAACGAAUUUUAUGUGUGGCAUAUACUUAUUUCUGGAGAGAAGAUUUUAACUUAUUGUUUUUAUUUUAUGGUUACAUAUGAUGAUAACCUGCUAUUAUUAAUGUUUUUCCAAAAAGUUAAAAAAAAAAAAAAAGAUAUAAGAACUCAAGGUCCCAUACUCUGUGGGAUCCAUCUGAGAUGCAUGCUAAGCUAUGUGUAUGUUUUUAAUUUUGCACUGCUCUUUCCUGGCAAUUUGUUUUAAUGGUUAUUGCAGAAUAUUAAGGUACAUGUCUCUCUGUUUUAGGUAACAUUGCACUUUAUUAAAAAGUAUGAAUAAAGCAAACUAUUUUAUAAAGUGCACCGUUUAAAGCAUUUGCACUGUAUUUUUGCCAUUUAUUUUCAUUUUCUACUUUAAAUUUGUCCUCACAUCCCUCUUCUACUUUGUAUGCAACAAGUAGAAUGGGGCAUGUUGUGUAAUGUUGUAGUCAGCCACGUGUGCACCAAUGUGAGGAAAACCUGAAGGGAAAUUCUACUGAACACUGUGCUUCAUGUUUGUACACUGUGCUGUGCUACAGUGAGGAAUUUCCUCCUGUAGUCAUAUAUUAUGUACAUAAUAUUUUAAAAUCAUACCUACGACUUGGCUGGAAAUUUUUCUGUUAAAUUUUAAAUCUAGAAAGCAUAUUUUAUAAACUUCUGCAGAGCACUUUUAUUGCUCAAAAGUUCUGAAUUCAUACAGAAAACAAGUACUAUGUGAUGAAAACAUUUCAUUGAAAGAUUGCUGCAUUUAAAAAGAUAAUUGAUUCGUUCCCUAUGCAAAAAAAGAAGUGAUAGGAUUUGUAUGUUAUAUUUCCUUUUAAAGCCAUCAUGUGAAAUGUCAGGACUGAGAAAAGUGAUUUUUGCUAUGUUUACAGGAAUCAUGCUUAAAAAGAUAAUGCCCAACAUGUUUAUUUUAUAGUGUUUGUUAAUGAUAACCUUUUGAGCAUUAGUUUGGAAUUUGGACAUGAUAUUUAUUUAUUCCUUUCUUGAGGUAAUAGCAGCAUUAAUUUCAACCCGUUAUGAAUACUAAAAAUAUUGCACUCUAUGUAAUGGUAGUAUAUUUAUUACUAAAUCAAUGUAUAUAGUAAUAGCACAGGCAAAAAAAAUGGCAAAUAUUAAAAAUUUUUUCAAGAUAU